CAUUUAUAAAACGAUUACAGUCGAAGGCAUGAAUAACACUCGAGUGCCGGUGGCUGCACAAGAAACACACACAAGAGCUGAGAAAAACUGGAACUGAAACCGAUCAAGCGAAACACAACUCGACUCCAGACUGUCUGAAGUGAUCGUGCGACAUUACAAAUCGUUAUAUCAAAUAUUCGUAAAAGUGAAAGUAAUUACAUACAAAAUGUCAUCGGCGUUGACCAAUCUUCUGCAAUCGCUGAGGAUUGUGCCCUUGGGCCAUGGCAAAUCCAGUAACCAAGUGGUGGUUGUAUCGAACGCAAGGGAACGCUUGAAGGUGGAAGAUCUGCCGGAAAUUGCGCUGGAGGAGGUGGCCCAGCACGACAGUUUUGACGAUUGCUGGGUGGUGAUCUACGACAGAGUCUACGACGUCACCCACUUUCUGAGAGACCAUCCUGGCGGCGAUGAUGUCAUUAUGGAUCACGCAGGACGGGAUGCCACCAUCGCCUUCCACGGAACUGGACACUCUGGCGAUGCCAUCGAGCUGAUGAAGGACUUCCUUAUUGGUCAACUUCCCAUCAGGCAGCAUAUAUUUCGAGCUGGCAAAAACAAGGUCCUGUCCCUGGGCAUACCGGAAUAGUGUCAGCCGAUCCCGCAACGAUCACCUUCGCCGCCGUCCUCCACGUUCUUAUGUCUAUAUGUGUUUUUAGAGUAUUCAUCGAUUUUGUGUAUAGUUUUAAUCAGCUUAUUUUCGCAUUCCGCAAAACGGCUUUUGCUUAAUCAUCAAAAACCAUUCAGCAAACUAUGUAUAUUUAUAUGAUGUUGUAUAUUUUUGUCAAGACUUGAAACGGAUCUGAGAUUAAAUUAUUUUAAUUGUGACUGAGA
This is a messenger RNA of Drosophila gunungcola (fruit fly), 864 nucleotides long. RefSeq names its product cytochrome b5. The record is from RefSeq and is a predicted model, not a curated record. The transcript has a single exon. Gene Ontology annotation, cellular component: intracellular membrane-bounded organelle; membrane. Gene Ontology annotation, molecular function: heme binding. The coding region runs from base 206 to 619 and encodes 137 amino acids. NCBI's taxonomy places the organism in Eukaryota, Metazoa, Arthropoda, Insecta, Diptera, Drosophilidae.